AUGGUCUACUGUGGGAAACCCUCUAGGGGGUGUCAGAUGUGCAGGACGCGCAGAAUCAAGUGUGAUGAGACGAAGCCUACCUGCAACCAAUGUGCCAAAUCGCGGAGGCAGUGUCCUGGGUACAAGGACGAGUUUGAUUUGGUCUUUCGCAACGAGACCAAAGCCACGGAGCGGAGAGCCCAGAGGGCAAACCAAAAGGCGCUGGCACAAAAGACGGGGAGGCCAGAUCCGUCCGUCGACGACUCUCCAGGCCAGCUCGUGUCUCCUGUCUUCCAAGACAGCAUCAAGUCACCACUAGAGCGGACCGUAGCGCGCUCAUUAAACGUGCCUGUGGAACACCGCGCCAGUUGUCACUUCGUCUCCAACUUCAUUCUGAUACCACCCCAAGAGGGAGCCACGGCCGGGUUCUUGGACUUCGUCAUCCCCCUUUUGAAGCAAGAUGGUCCCCGGAGCCAUCUACAACAUGCUUUCAAUGCGUGCUCGAUGGCUUUCAUGGGCAACCGGGCAGGUCCAGGAAGUAAACUUGCGGAUAACGCAUUGGAAGAAUAUAACCGUGCGCUCAGCGGAACCAACAUGGCGCUCCGGGACAUCGAGGCACAGAAGUCCGACUCUACGCUAGCUGCGGUCUUGAUGUUAGGAUUGUUUGAGAGUAUCACGGCCAAGCAGAUUGGUAUGUUGAACUGGGGCUCGCAUACCGAAGGUGCAAUCCAGCUGGUCAAGGCUCGAGGGAGAAAACAACUGAGGACCAAGACUGGUUUACAGCUGUUCAUCGCUGUCCGGACACAGAUGACUAUCCACAGUCUUACGACAGGAAAGGCUCCCAUUAUGGGAGCCGAAUGGUGGAUUACCGAUGCUGUCAAGGACCGAACAGCUGCACAGUCCCAGCGGCUCAUGAUCAAGACGGGGGAGUUGCGUGCUGAAAUCACAAGGCUGAUGGGCUUCAUGACGAGGACACCGGACAAUGUCGAGAUCAUGCUCGACAUGAUCCGAAAGGCACAGACGGUAGAUCAGGAGGUGGUCAGCUGGAUGAAGAAUGUCCCAGAGGACUGGCAUUUCCAGACAGUGGCGUGGGAGGACAACGUUCCGAAUGGCGACUACUCGAACGCCGAGGUCUUUCCUGGCCGGGUAGACAUGUACAAGGACUUCUGGAUCGCGAGCAUUUGGAAUUCGACGAGGGCACUUCGCCUAAUCCUCGCCUCCUUGAUUGUGCGGUGUGCCGCUUGGGUCUGCUCGCCGGUCGACUACCGGACGACGCCCGAAUAUGCGACGGCGGCGCGAACCUGCGUGGACACGAUCACGGACAUCCUCGCUUCGGUGCCGUAUCACCUCGGCUGGCACCUGAACAAGAAGCACAUCAUCCAGAGGGCCAACCUCGGGGGCUUCGCAUGCGGAGAAGAAGACACCACAAAGGGUCUGGCUGGUUACUUGCUCACCUGGCCCUUGACAUGUGUCAACGGUCAAGAUUAUACUACCGACGCACAACGCGCCUGGGUGAUAGGGAGAUUGAGGCACAUCGGGAAUGCAAUGGGCGUCAAGUACGCACAUAUCUUGAGUCAGCUGCAAGUCCGCAUCCCGUCGAUGCUGAUCCGCCGCGACGGACUCAUGGCCUCGCCGUACGGCGCGGCGCACAACUUCGAAAAACUACUGUCGACGGCGAGAUCCGCCCCGCCGACAGCGGGCUACGCGAUGAAUCCUCUGCAGCAGAGAGAGGCUAUGCAGAAGGAGCACUUCGAGAAGCAGAAGGCCGAUCUCCUUGCUAAGGCUGCUAGCGGUGACAAGGACUCGCAAUGGGCUGCUCAGAAGUGGCUCACGGUAUGA
Molecule: messenger RNA, 1818 nt
Organism: Anthostomella pinea
Lineage: Eukaryota; Fungi; Ascomycota; Sordariomycetes; Xylariales; Xylariaceae
Source: the annotation of a GenBank genome assembly